Messenger RNA from Cajanus cajan (pigeon pea), 2433 nucleotides. Its product is annotated as proton pump-interactor 1. The record is from RefSeq and is a predicted model, not a curated record. NCBI's taxonomy places the organism in Eukaryota, Viridiplantae, Streptophyta, Magnoliopsida, Fabales, Fabaceae.
AGCUUCUCCUCUCUUUCUGCAACUGGUUUUGGUUUAAGCCAUCACAGGGAGGAGGGGUUUCGGCUCAGAAGACCAACAGAGCGAGAUCUGACUCAUAAUUUGGAGACCCUUUUCAGAAAAAAAGAGGUCUUCUUUGGUGUAAUUAUCUUCGUUCUCCACAAGGGUUUCUUGGAUUUUUUGUGAGGCUGUCUUGUAGUUGGAGUCAUGGCGGUUGAGGUUGUGGGAUUUGAGAUGGUUCAAGGACCUGUGGAGAAUGGUGUUGAAGGACCAAAACCUGUUUUGCACGAGAAGGAGAAUGGCAAGGUGGAAAAAGAUCUGGGGGCUGCUGAGGCCAUAAAAUUUGGGACACAUGGAGAUGAAUCUGUCAAAGGGGAAGAGAAUAAUGUUUCAGAUGCCAAUGUCCCGAAAGAUGCUGUUGAAGAGUGGCCUGCACCUAAGCAGAUUCAUUCUUUUUAUUUUGUCAGGUGGCGGCCCUAUGAUGAUCCAACAAUCAAAUCUAAAGCUGAUCAGCUUGACAAAGAGAUCAGCAAGAAAAAUCAAUCCCGGUUUCAGAUCACUGAAGCACUGAAGGCAAAGCGGUCAGAACGAGCUGAGUUGAUUUCUCAGAUUAAGGCUCUUAGAGGUGACAGUAGGCAAUUUCAAAGUAUUGUGGAUGAGAAAAUAAAAGAGAUUGAACCUCUGCAGCAAGCACUGGGCAAGCUGCGCACCCCAAAUAAUGCGGGUCAGGGUGGUUUGUGCUCAUCUGAGGAGGAACUCAAUAGAGUUAUAUAUAGUUUGCAAUACCGCAUACAGCAUGAGAGCAUUCCAUUGACUGAGGAAAAACAAAUCCUCCGUGAAAUCAAACAGCUUGAAGGGACAAGGGAGAAGGUUAUUGCUAAUGCUGCAAUGAGGGCUAAGUUACAGGAAUCUAUGGGGCAGAAGGAAGCCAUUCAAGAUCAGGUUAAGCUUAUUGGUGGUGAUUUGGAUGGAGUGAAGAAAGAGAGACAAGCAAUUCGGUCCAAAAUCAAGCAGAUUGAUGAUGUACUCAAAACCAUUGACAAGGAUAUCCAGACUCUACAGGAUGAACUGGCUUCUGUUUCUCAGAAGAGGGACAAAUCAUUUGAGAGCAUGCAGCAGCUCAGAAAACAGCGUGAGGAGGGGAACACCUAUUUCUACCAAAGCCGUACAAUUCUGAACAAAGCACGGGAGCUGGCUGCAAAGAAAGAUAUUAACACUCUUGAUGAACUUGCACAGACAGAGGUUGAGAAAUUUAUGGCACACUGGAAUGGUGAGAAAACUUUUAGGAAUGAUUAUGAAAAAAGAAUUUUGCAAUCAUUGGACAUGCGGCAGUUGAGCCGGGAUGGACGGAUGAGGAACCCGGAUGAAAAACCAUUGCUAGAAGAACCAAAGCCUGCUGAGCCUGAGAUAUUACCAAAAACUGUCCCAAAACAGCCAAAGGAGGAUCCUAAGCCUUCUCCACAAGAAGCUUUGCCUGCUCAGAAAGAAUCCGAAAGCAAGGCGAGAGCUUUGAAAUCCAAACCGGAUAACAAGGCCAAGGACUUAGCUGAAACUGAUGAAUAUGAAUUCGAAAAUCCCCAAAAGGAGGCCCCUGCUAAAGAUCCUGAAAUUGAUCCAGCAAAGCUGAAAGAGAUGAAAAGAGAGGAGGAAAUUGCGAAAGCAAAGCUGGCCUUGGAAAGAAAGAAGAAGUUAGCAGAGAAAGCUGCAGCCAAAGCUGCCCUCAGAGCACAAAAGGAAGCUGAGAAGAAGCUUAAGGACCGAGAGAAGAAAGCAAAGAAGAAGUCUUCGGGCGCUGCAGCUGUUGCCAACCCUGAGGAUGAACCGAAUGAGGAAGUUGUAGAGGCUACAGAACCUGAAAAGGUUGACGAAGACGUUCAAGCCCCAGCUCCGGUGAAGGUAAAGGUCCAGAAGGAGAGUGGCAUCAGGUCCAGGGGCCGAGCAAGAGGCGGCCCGGAUUCAGUUCCAAAAGUUAUUCUUAAGAGGAAGAAGUCUAACAAUUACUGGAUGUGGCUUGCAGCUUCUGCUGCUUUGUUGGUCCUCCUGUUGGUGGUGCUUGGAUACAUCUAUCUUUUCUGAAAAGUUUAGCUGUGACACCAAUUUUCCUAGUGUGUGGCUAGGUUUGUGAGGGUAGACUAAGUUGUUCCUUUUCUAUACACAUCCUCUUGGGAGAAAGAUCAAACUAAACACACUUAGUUGUGCUUAGCUCCUGUUUUGGGGAGAAACUGCAUGCAUACUUUUAGCUUGACUUUGUACUUUGAAAUUUUGUUCAGAUUUCAUGAGAUGUUACUGGAACCUUGAAUUUGUUUAUGUAGUUAAUUGGUCACAGGAAUAGUACCGUGAUAUACUGAUAACUUUAUGAUGAGAUUUGACAUGUUGGUUAACAAGAAUAUCUGUAGAGGGUGAACAUGACAUUGAGGUGUGAUGUUAGAAUGUGAA